AUGCACCCCGACUCGCUGGGGCGCAUGGCGGCACGUUCAACGCUUGCCUCGGCCCACCUCGCCAUCACGCCCGCCGCCGCGACCAAGGAGGUGGCCUCGGCGGCCCAGACGAAGCCCUUGUUUGGGCCGCACUUGCCCGAGAGGCCGCCGAAGCACUGGAGGGACUUGCAGCCGCUGCCGCCGUCGCCCACGCUGUAG
Messenger RNA from Emiliania huxleyi CCMP1516, 198 nucleotides. RefSeq lists its product as hypothetical. The transcript is spliced from 3 exons. Bases 1 to 198 code for a protein of 65 amino acids. The record is from RefSeq and is a predicted model, not a curated record. NCBI's taxonomy places the organism in Eukaryota, Haptophyta, Isochrysidales, Noelaerhabdaceae.